CAGUGCUGUGCGCCCAAUCGGGACCAAGUGUUGGCUGGCCCGGGCUCUCGUGGGCUCACUCGCUCUAGGGAACCGGCACCAUGGCGUCGGGCUGCAAGAUCGGCCCGUCCAUCCUCAACAGCGACCUGGCCAACCUGGGGGCCGAGUGCCUGCGCAUGCUGGACUCGGGGGCCGACUACCUGCACCUGGAUGUAAUGGACGGGCACUUUGUCCCCAACAUCACUUUUGGUCACCCUGUGGUUGAAAGCCUCCGCAAACAGCUAGGCCAGGACCCUUUCUUUGAUAUGCACAUGAUGGUGUCCAGGCCAGAACAGUGGGUAAAACCAAUGGCUGUGGCAGGUGCCAAUCAAUACACCUUUCAUCUCGAGGCAACUGAGAACCCAGGGGCUUUGAUUAAAGACAUCCGGGAGAAUGGAAUGAAGGUUGGCCUUGCUAUCAAACCGGGAACUACAGUUGAAUACUUGGCCCCAUGGGCUAAUCAAAUAGAUAUGGCCUUGGUAAUGACUGUAGAACCUGGAUUUGGAGGGCAGAAAUUCAUGGAAGAUAUGAUGCCCAAGGUUCACUGGUUGAGGACCCAGUUCCCAACUUUGGACAUAGAGGUCGAUGGUGGAGUAGGUCCUGAUACUGUUCAGAAGUGUGCGGAGCUUAAGAUUUUCCAGCUUCCAACAGUGAAUCACAACAGACUGGGUUUCCCUCAGAUCAGAUCCCAGGCCCAGAGCCAAAUUUGGAGUUAUCUCAUUUGAGCUCUUUAGGGCAGGAGCUAACAUGAUUGUGUCUGGCAGUGCCAUUAUGAGGAGUGACGACCCCAGAUCUGUUAUCAACUUACUAAGAAAUGUUUGCUCAGAAGCUGCUCAGAAACGUUCUCUCGAUCGAUGAAGCCACAAGGAACCCAGUUUCUCAUGAAACCUUUUUUACUAGAAAAGACGAAUAUUGACUACCAAAUCACAUUGCAAUUGAAGCAGUGCUGCAUUCCAGUGAUUAAAAUCAAUUGUGCAGGAUGUUCAAGAGGUUAGGAAUAACUACCUUUUUAGUGAUGGA
This is a messenger RNA of Acomys russatus (golden spiny mouse), 1038 nucleotides long. RefSeq names its product ribulose-5-phosphate-3-epimerase (gene Rpe). The record is from RefSeq and is a predicted model, not a curated record. The transcript has 7 exons. Gene Ontology annotation, molecular function: D-ribulose-phosphate 3-epimerase activity; metal ion binding. Gene Ontology annotation, cellular component: cytosol. Gene Ontology annotation, biological process: pentose-phosphate shunt, non-oxidative branch; pentose-phosphate shunt; carbohydrate metabolic process. The coding region runs from base 81 to 743 and encodes 220 amino acids. Lineage: Eukaryota; Metazoa; Chordata; Mammalia; Rodentia; Muridae.